GACACCUCCUUGUCUUUGUCUUGUCCAGCUGGCUCACAGGGACUGCUCCAAAUACUGAACAUACUGUAAGCAAAGAGAACAUAAAUGGAAGUGGGAUAUUUUAGGAGCAGUCAAGAGGAUUUCCACAGAGGUCACUGUCUAAAUGUUCCUGGUGCGAUGGACCCUCCAGAGUUUUCCCUUUUGUCAUCACUGAGGGGGGAGUUUAAACCGGAGGAUUACAUCCAGCCUCAUUACAAGGAGUCAUAUCGCCUCGCCAUCGAUCAGCUGGUGCAAGACGGCAGAGACAGUUAUCAAGAGUUCCUCAAGGGAGAGCGAAUUGGAAACUUCCUCUCAGAAGAUGAGCUUCAAUUCAUCACCGCAAAUGCAAAAAAACUGUCACCUCAAAAGCACACAGAAGAAGCUGAUGGCUCACCAGACAGCCAGUCAUCCUCUGGGACGUACUGGCCCCUCCACUCAGAUCAUGAAGCCCCAAAUUUGGACAUGGGGUGGCCGGAGGUCUUUCACCAACAACUCCAGACUAAUGUAGAUCUGCUCUUCCAUCCGCCCAGAUUAAACAACCCCACCAUAAAAGAAGUCAUCCGGAAGCAUAUUCAGGAUGCGAGAAAGGUCAUCGCCAUCGUGAUGGAUGUGUUCACUGAUGUAGAUAUAUUCAAAGAAACUGUGGAGGCUUCAAUACGAGGGGUCCCAGUCUAUAUACUUUUGGAUGAUUUCCAUUUGCAAAGUUUCCUUGAAAUGGCUGAAAAUCAGGACGUAAAACUUCAGCAACUCAGGAAUGUGAGAGUGCGCACAGUGAAAGGUCAGGAUUACCUCUGUCGCUCAGGAGCAAAAUUUCAUGGAGCCUUGGAGCAGAGGUUUCUUUUAGUCGACUGCCACACAGCUGUUUAUGGCUCUUACAGUUUCACCUGGUCUUUUGAGAAGAUCCAUCUGAGCAUGGUUCAGGUCAUCACGGGGCACCUUGUGAAGUCCUACGACGAGGAGUUUCGGACACUCUACGCCCGCUCGACUGUACCGGAUGAGCUGAAUCCCCCUGAGGGUUUGUUUCAAGGCAAUAGUCUUCAAGGGCAGCAGAUUUUGCCAAAAUCCCAUUCUGCUCCAAAAUUUGGCCGCACAGACCAGUUGAGGCAGUCUUUGGACACAGUCUAUCGGAGAGCCUGUGAGAGGAAAACUGGCAUGAGAGAUCUAGAAAAUAGGCUCCUUGAAGGGGAAAACAAUAAGCUUCAACCAUUGGUCAUGAAUGACAUCACUGUUCGGGGUCAGAUAUCCAGAUUUCAGCAGUUUGAAACUGCAGAUGCAAUGAGCUACUUGAAAAGGCACAGCUAUGCAGGGGAGAGACAAGAAGGACAAAUCCCACAGAACAUCCAGCCCAGAGCGAGCAACUGGAAUAUCUCUAGAGACACAGGAAGUGGACAAAUAAAUUAUGGUACGGAUAAUUACUUGCAUGUACCACAGAUAUACAGAGGUCAAAACAUGCGCCAGACUUACAAUGGCAAUGAUAAGCAGGUCCUCUCCAUGCAGCAGAACAUGACGACAUUGGAGAAUACAUCCUCGUCGUUUAUGCGCACAUUGAGAAUAGAAUCGUACCUUAAAGACCCAGAUCCUCCAUUUGACUCUUGUGACUAUUCAGAGCAAUUUGAAGCCCUGGACAAAGGUAGCUCCUUUAUGCAAGGACGGAUUAGGACCUCUCUUGCUCUCAGGUCCACCAUACCGGGGCAAAUGGAGCCACACAACCACAUAGACAACACCUCGGGAGCACCCAACACUCACUACUCAUCGAUGCAGUGGAAUCCUACAGUAGCAGUCGAGAACAGCAUGAACACUACUGACUUCAUGAUGAAGAAGCAAAGUCUGAUUAUGGAUGACUUGAAAGAUAACACAGGCUACAAUCCAGGUAAAAACUCUUACCACUCGACAUAUGCCAGUUUAGGAAGAUCUAAACGUGGACAGAUAAUCCCAAACCCUGACAUCCUGAUGGAUACUUGGCAAAAAAGGCACAGUGUGGCAGAUCCACGAUCAAACACUGAAGACACCAAUGAAUCCUCGGGGCACAUGUAUAGAGCUUUUCAAAGGCCCAUCGUAAAUAUAAACACAACAGGUAUCCCAGCACAGAAUGGGGCAUAUGGCAAAAAUCUCAAUGAUCAGAGAUCUGUCUCACAUUACGAUGUCAAGAGUAUCACAGACACAAAGGGCCCCAGUACUCCCAGUUGGCAGCAGCCCCCGUGCAGGACGGUGUCUGCUGCAGUCCUGGACUUGGAGAGCAAGGAUGUAGCUGAUAAAUCUAACAGCAUGGAUUCUCAGCAUUUUCUAAAGAAGAGUUCAAACAAAAUCAAAUCUUUGCUCAACAUACCAGAGAAGAAAGAUGACUCAAUUGGAAGCAUGAAAACCCCAAGUGUCAGUUCUGCUGGGAGCUCGGACACCAUAACAGCUGAGGAUGACAAUAAAAGAGAUAACGUGGAACAAAAACGUCAGCAAACCGGAACCAAUUUUGUCAGGUCCUCCUCAGAACGUCAGAGAAGCACUGCAGAGCACGACCGUCUAAGAUCUUCAAAACCACGAUUCACAACUGAGGAACUCCACCGACUUCCACCGCAAAGGUCUCUCCACAAAGCUUCCUCAGAGAAGAAGCCUUCCAAUCUGGACAAAGGCUCGAGACCUGGAGCAGAGAGCCGCCUGUACAGCAGAUAUGAGCCUUUCUGCUCAUUAGAAAGAAAGCAACCUCUACCCACAGACUCGGGACACACACAAUCUCAAGACAAAACCAGAAGCCUCUCUAAAGGGGAGGCAACUGUUGAAAACAACCUCAGCCGGGGGAACACACGAGGGCACCAUGAGAACAAGCUGGAGAAGUUUUUUCAGAGAGUUGGAAAUUUUAUACACAAGAACAAGUAGUAAUUGCUGCUUCAGCGGGACACAUAAUGUACACUGGUCACUUAUUACGUAUGCACACUUGGCUGGUUUCAGUGUGGAACCAGUCAAUUCUGGUAACAAUGAUAUUUUCUGUAUUUAGUUUGUCAAGAAGGUUUACACUACUUAUAUUGCACUGAGAAGAAUGGGAAGGAGAGAGGUGGUUUUGUACAGAUGUAGACUAGAGAGCCUCCUUUGUCCUUAACUGGUGUUAACUUCUACUGUAUAUUCACAUGCCGUCAAAAAUGUUUGUAGUAGUUUGUAGUUAGUAAUUUGUUUCAAAAAGCCACAAAUGAAGUUUGGUGUCAAAACUAUGGGUGUGAAGGACUUAUACAAAAGGGCUGUUACCAAACAAUUAUCCUGUCAACCCUGAUGGCUACUGUACUUUAGGUGAUGUAAUCUGACCUUCACACCAAAUGUCAAACACACCUCAACACAUUCUUGUCAUUUAUGUUUCAGACAGUUUUAUUACAUGUGCCUGCUGGAUUAGUGUUGCAACAUCUAUGCUGUUCUUUCCUUAAGAAAAAAAGAAAAAUAAAGGAAUUGCAUACUUUUUCACGAAACAUCAGAAGAAAUAAAUAACUAAGUAGAUACAUUUUUGAGGCGUUCCUCUGCAGAUGUCUCCUCUGCAACCACUCAGGGAUGGAUUUCAGCUCAACAUGGGAUCCAGACUUUAUUCAAGGUGCACGCACCCCUGUCCUUGGACAAAUUGUUCCUUCAACAUGGCAUAUUUAAUGACUGUAUGUGUUGUGCUCAGAGGGAUUUUUAGCUUUUUAUUUUGAAUGAUUGUACCAAAGAGAGUACCAAGCAGCUGGAAAGAGCUGAGUGUGAACAUAAAUUGCUGUACAGUAUAGUUAAUAAGGAAUGCAUUUAAAAGUGGGAGUUGCAGCUAUGGUUGAACCGUAAAGCCAGUGUGCAGGUCCUUUCAUACUGCACUCUAUUGAAGACUGUGUUCACACUGCCAGCCCAAAUCUUUUGUAUAAAUCAGGAUCCACUGGUUCUGAUGGAUAGUUUACAUUAUAUUAGGCCCUGUCUGUGUGCUAUUGCUAACAUUUCCAAAUCCACAUGGUUGCUAGGGUAACAAACAUGUAACAUGGACAUACAUAAAUCCAAAUAAAAAGAGGUGAACUGGCUGUGCUUCUGUUGUUAAUGGAUAUAUCAUUUGUCUUUGUUGUAGUUGGACUCUUCUGUUUCUGUUUAUUCAGGUUCAGCCAUCAAAACCAAUCUGUAAGCGUUCUGCGUUCACUCUUUCAUCCCUACACUGGAUCUGUCUGAACUUGUCAAAUGCAUCCAAAACCCUUUCUGCAAAGACUUUCCAGCAUUGACACAUUCAAUAUUGUUGUGUGCGUGUGUUUAUAUUGCAGUUUUAUUGAGAUCUUCACAAUUAGAUCUUUGCUUUGACACAUUCAGCCUGUUUUACGUGUUGUUCCAAUUUAUAAAAUUAUGUUUUUUUUGUUUGUGCUUCCAUUAGAUAAUUUUUACGUCAAGAUUGGGAAAUUCACUGAUUUACAGUGACCUUAUUUUACAUUUAGAUUUGGUAAUGUAAAAAUAUAUAACAAUCUAAUGAGACAAGUGAGAAAUAAUACUCUACUUCAGUGCAUUAAGUAAAAUUUUCCAAUGCCUUGAGUGUAACAUUUAUUUAACUCUAAAUUACAAAAUAAAACUAGAAAAGGUGCAGAAAAGCAAAAUGACAAGAAAUUCAGUUUAUUAUUCAGUAAAAGGUAAAUGCAGAAGUGGAAAGUCUUUGUUCUGACAGCAUUUGAUAACUUGUUCCACCACCCUUAAAAUGAGACAGUCUGGACUGAGACUUGUAGCUUGUCUGUAAUUUUGCAUGAAUGU
Molecule: messenger RNA, 4740 nt
Organism: Cololabis saira (Pacific saury)
Lineage: Eukaryota; Metazoa; Chordata; Actinopteri; Beloniformes; Belonidae
Gene: sack1b
Product: family with sequence similarity 83 member B
Exons: 5
Coding region: 85-2886 (933 amino acids)
Biological process (GO): epidermal growth factor receptor signaling pathway
Cellular component (GO): cytoplasm; membrane
Source: RefSeq, a predicted model, not a curated record